Paramecium octaurelia is the source of this 6266-nucleotide messenger RNA. Lineage: Eukaryota; Ciliophora; Oligohymenophorea; Peniculida; Parameciidae. The record is from the annotation of a GenBank genome assembly.
AUGACGUAAUUUGUUGAAUACGAUUUUAACAUCAAGUUCUAAUAGUAUAUGUUAAGUAAAGCAAUCAUUAAUGAUUGUUGUUAACUUAUACGAUUUAAUACUCUUUUAGGAGUAGUUCAAAAAUAAAAUUCACAACUAAAGACUUAAGGAAAUGAAUUUCUUUAAUUUACUCAGAAAACCUAAAUUUAAAACAAAAAGAAAAUUCAAAAGGGGUCAAAAAAAUUAUUAUUAGUUUAGGGGUUGAUUAAAGAAAAUAUCUACGCUUAUUAAAAGAGUAUAAUUUUAAAGCAAUUACUUUAGAUAAAAUUAGUGGACUUGACUAAGAAUUAGAUUAUUAUGAUUAAGGUAUUAAGAAACAUCCUGAAAAAUCUGGUUACUAUAAUGGCAAAGGUACAAAUAUAUAUCAAAAAUUAAUAGCUACUACUUUAUAAAAAAUGAAUAGAUUAGAAGAAGCAUUGAAUUAUUAUGAUUUAGCUAUAUAAAAAAAUUGUUAAAAUUCAUUACAUUAUUUUAACAAAGGUAUUUAUAACCAUUAUAAUUUAAAAGCAAUCACUUUAUGUAAAUUAAAUCGACUUGAAGAUGCAUUGGUUUAUUAUAAUAAAGCUAUUAUGAAAAAUCCUGAAGUUUCAGACUAUUAUUUUUACAAAGGUAGAGCAAAAUAUAAUGUUAUAGGAGAUUCGUUAUAGAGCAUGAAUAGAUUUGAAGAAGCAUUGAAAAGUUAUGAUUAAGCUAUUUAAAAAAAUCCUGAAAAAUCUGGCUAUUAUAAUAGCAAAGGUACGAUCUAUUCUCUAAAUUUUCAUUAGCUAUUACACUAAAGAAUAUGGAUAGAAAUGAAGAAGCAUUACAAUCUUUUGAUUUAGCUAUUUAGAAAAACCCUGAAUAUUCACACAAUUAUUUUAACAAAGGUAUAAUCAAAUCAUUAUUGUUUAAUAGCAAUUACUUUAGAUAAAUUAAAUCGACUUUAAGAAGCAUUGGAAUAUUAUGAUACAGCUAUUAUGAAAAAUCCUGAAGUUUAAAACUACUAUGAUAACAAAGGUAAAAUAAAAUGAGGAUAAUUUUCUAGCUACUACAUUAUAUAAAAUGAAUAGAUUCGAAGAAGCAUUGGAUUAUUAUGAUUAAUCUAUCUUGAAACAUCCUGAAAAUUCAGACUAUUAUAAUAAUAAAGGUUUAAUUAAGUCUAUUUAAUUUUAAGCUACAAUUUUAUAUUGUAUGAAUAGAUAUGAAGAAGCAUUGGAAUAUUUUGAUUUAGCAAUUUAAAAAAAUCCUGAAAUUUCAUACUAAUAUUUUAACAAAGGUAUAUAUUUUUGAUACAAUUCUUUAGCUAAUACAUUAGAGAAAAUGAAAAGAUAUGAAGAAGCAUUGAAAUUUUAUGAUUAAUCCAUUUAAAAAACCCCAAACAAUUCAGACUAUUUUAAUAGCAAAGGUUUAUUUAAUUUGGAUAAUUUUGAAGCUCUUGCAUUAAAGAAACUGAAUCGACUUGAAGAAGCAUUGAUAUAUUAUAAUUAUGCAAUUUAAAAAAACCCUGAAAAUUCUGACUAUUUUUUUAACAAGGGUAUAAUCUAUUAAUAUAAUUGUAUAGCUCUUACUUUAUAUGAAAUGAAUAGAUUUUAAGAAGCAUUGGAUUAUUAUGAUUAAUCUAUUUAGAAAUGCGCUUUAAAUUCAGACUACUAUUUUAGCAAAGGUAAAUUAAAAUUUUAUAAUUUCUGAGCUCUUACCUUAAAAAAAAUGAAUCGAUUUGAAGAAGCAUUAUAACUUUAUGAUUAAGCUAUUUAGAAAAAUCCUGAAAAAUCUGAUUAUUAUGAGGGCAAAGGUAGAAUUAUAUCUGCAUAAUUUCAUAGCAUCAACUUUAUAUUUGAUGAAUAGAUUUGAAGAAGCAUUAGAAUAUUUUGAUUAAGCUAUUUGGAAAGAUCCUAAAGAUUCUGACUAUUAUUAUGGCAAAGGUACAAGAAAUUUUAUUUAAAUUUCGGAGCUCUUACAUUAAAUAAAAUGAAUCGACUCGAAGAUGCACUACAAUAUUAUGAUUAAGCUAUUAAAAAAAACCCUGAAAUGUCAGACUAUUAUUUUAACAAAGGUUGAAUAAUAUCAAAAUAAUUACUUAGCUAAAGUACUAGAUAAAAUGAAAAAAUCUGAUGAAGCAUUACAACUUUAUGAUCUAGCUAUUAAAAAAAAUCCUGAAAAAUUUGGUUAUUAUGAGGGCAAAGGUAGAAUUAUAUCUGCAUAAUUUCAUAGCAUUAACUUUAAAUAGUAUGAAAAAAUUUGAAGAUGCAUUGGAGUAUUUUGAUUUAGCUAUUUCUAAAAACCCUGAAGAAUCUGUCAAUUAUUGUCAUAAAGGUAUAAUAAAAUUAAUAAAAUUUCAAAGCUAUUACCUUAAAGACAAUGUUUAGGCUUGAUGAUGCGCUGCAUCUAUUUGAUAAAGCUAUUCAAAAAUAACCUGAAAAUUCUAGUUAUUACUAAGAAAAAGGUUCAAUUAUAUUUCUUUGAAUUUAAUAGCAAUAACUUUAAAUCUUAUGAAUAGAUUCGAAGAAGCAUUGGAAUAUUAUGAUUUAGCUAUUUUGAAAAACCCUGAAAAUUCUUAGUACUAUUCUAAUAAAGGUAUGAUAAAUAUAAUAUCAUUUUUUAUAGCUGUUACUUUAAGUAAAAUGAAUAGACUUGAAGAGGCUCUUGAUGCUUUUGAUUAAGCUAUUUAGAAAAAUCCUGAAGAAUCCAUAUAUUAUGUUCAGAAAGGUAAAAUACAAUCUCUAUAAUUUAUGAGCUAAUACAUUAGAUAAAAUGAAUAGAUUUAAUGAAGCUUUGUAAUUUUAUGAUUUUGGCAUUAUGAAAGAUGAUUAAAACUCAAAAUUUUAUUGUAACAAAGGUUUAAUUAUCUCCUUAUAAUUUCCUAGCAUGUACUUUAGACAAAAUGAAUAGAUUUGAAGAAGCUUUGGAAUAUUAUAAUUUAGCUAUUUAGAAGAACCCUGAAAAUUCUGACUACUAUUUUAAUUAAGGUAGAAUAUGAUUUACAAUUUUUAGCUCUUACAUUAGGUAAGAUGAUUCGAUAUGAAGAAUCAUUGAAAUAUUUUAAUUUAGCUCUUGAAAUAAAUAAGGAAAACAUAAUCUAUUAUGUUAAUAAAGGUAGAAUAAAAUCAGUUUAAUUUCUUAGCUAAUAUAUUAGAAAAAAUGAAUCGAUAUGAAUAAGCAUUGGAACUUUUUACUCUAGCUAUUGAAAAAAAUCCUGAAAUAUCGGAAUAUUUUCUAAAUAAAGGUAUAAUAAGUCCAAUAAAUUCUUAGCUAAUUUAUUAGAAAAAAUGAAUAGACUUGAAGAAGCAUUGGAAUACUAUGAUACUGCGAUUUAAAUAGAUCCUGAAAAUUCAAACUAUUAUAAUGGCAAAGGUAUAUGAAAAUUGGUAACACUUUAUAGCUAUUGCUCUAAAGAAAAUGAAUAGACUUGACAAAGCACUAAUAUGUUAUGACUUAGCUAUUUAGAAAAACCCUGAAGAUUCUGACUAUUAUUUUAACAAAGGUAAUUUUAUUUAGGAUAAUGUUUUAGCUAAUACAUUACAUAGAUUGAAUAGGUUUUAAGAAGCUCUUGACUAAUUUGAUUUAGCUAUUUCGAUAAACUAAGAAGAUUCCGACUAUUACUCUGCGAAAGGUAAAUAUAAGUCUGUGAAUUUAAGCAAUGACUUUAGAAUAAUUGAAUAGAUUUGAAGAAGCAUUAACAUAUUAUGAUUCAGCUAUUGAGAAAAACCCUGAAAAUUCAAACUAUUAUUUUUACAAAGGUAAAUACAACCAAAUAAUUACUGAGCAAAUACACUACAGAAGAUUAAUAGGUUAANUUAAAGACAAUGUUUAGGCUUGAUGAUGCGCUGCAUCUAUUUGAUAAAGCUAUUCAAAAAUAACCUGAAAAUUCUAGUUAUUACUAAGAAAAAGGUUCAAUUAUAUUUCUUUGAAUUUAAUAGCAAUAACUUUAAAUCUUAUGAAUAGAUUCGAAGAAGCAUUGGAAUAUUAUGAUUUAGCUAUUUUGAAAAACCCUGAAAAUUCUUAGUACUAUUCUAAUAAAGGUAUGAUAAAUAUAAUAUCAUUUUUUAUAGCUGUUACUUUAAGUAAAAUGAAUAGACUUGAAGAGGCUCUUGAUGCUUUUGAUUAAGCUAUUUAGAAAAAUCCUGAAGAAUCCAUAUAUUAUGUUCAGAAAGGUAAAAUACAAUCUCUAUAAUUUAUGAGCUAAUACAUUAGAUAAAAUGAAUAGAUUUAAUGAAGCUUUGUAAUUUUAUGAUUUUGGCAUUAUGAAAGAUGAUUAAAACUCAAAAUUUUAUUGUAACAAAGGUUUAAUUAUCUCCUUAUAAUUUCCUAGCAUGUACUUUAGACAAAAUGAAUAGAUUUGAAGAAGCUUUGGAAUAUUAUAAUUUAGCUAUUUAGAAGAACCCUGAAAAUUCUGACUACUAUUUUAAUUAAGGUAGAAUAUGAUUUACAAUUUUUAGCUCUUACAUUAGGUAAGAUGAUUCGAUAUGAAGAAUCAUUGAAAUAUUUUAAUUUAGCUCUUGAAAUAAAUAAGGAAAACAUAAUCUAUUAUGUUAAUAAAGGUAGAAUAAAAUCAGUUUAAUUUCUUAGCUAAUAUAUUAGAAAAAAUGAAUCGAUAUGAAUAAGCAUUGGAACUUUUUACUCUAGCUAUUGAAAAAAAUCCUGAAAUAUCGGAAUAUUUUCUAAAUAAAGGUAUAAUAAGUCCAAUAAAUUCUUAGCUAAUUUAUUAGAAAAAAUGAAUAGACUUGAAGAAGCAUUGGAAUACUAUGAUACUGCGAUUUAAAUAGAUCCUGAAAAUUCAAACUAUUAUAAUGGCAAAGGUAUAUGAAAAUUGGUAACACUUUAUAGCUAUUGCUCUAAAGAAAAUGAAUAGACUUGACAAAGCACUAAUAUGUUAUGACUUAGCUAUUUAGAAAAACCCUGAAGAUUCUGACUAUUAUUUUAACAAAGGUAAUUUUAUUUAGGAUAAUGUUUUAGCUAAUACAUUACAUAGAUUGAAUAGGUUUUAAGAAGCUCUUGACUAAUUUGAUUUAGCUAUUUCGAUAAACUAAGAAGAUUCCGACUAUUACUCUGCGAAAGGUAAAUAUAAGUCUGUGAAUUUAAGCAAUGACUUUAGAAUAAUUGAAUAGAUUUGAAGAAGCAUUAACAUAUUAUGAUUCAGCUAUUGAGAAAAACCCUGAAAAUUCAAACUAUUAUUUUUACAAAGGUAAAUACAACCAAAUAAUUACUGAGCAAAUACACUACAGAAGAUUAAUAGGUUAAAAGAAUCUCUAGAAUAUUAUGAUUCAGCUAUUUUGAAAAACCCUGAAAAUUCGGACUUUUUGAUUAAUAAAGGUACAAUAAUCAGUUUGAUUUUUAGCUAAUUCAUUAGUUUAGAUGAAUAAAUUUGAAGAAGGAUUGGAAUAUUAUGAUUAAGCCAUUUAGAAAAACCCUGAAAAUUCUGUCUAUUAUUUUAACAAAGGUAAAAUUUAUUAAGACAAUUUAAUAGCUCUUACUUUAUAAAAAAUGAAGAGAUUCGAAAAAGCAUUGGAAUAUUAUGAUUUAGCCAUAAAGAAAAACCCUGAAACUUCGGACUAUUAUUUUGACAAAGGUAUUAUCUAUAAAGAGAAUUUAAUAGCUAAUAUUUUAUAUAAACUUAAUAGAUUUGAAGAAGCGUUGGAAUAUUAUGAUUCAGCUAUUUACCAUAACCCUUAAAUUGCAGACUAUUAUUAUAGUAAAGGUACUCUAAAAUUUAAAUAAUUUAUCAGCAGAUACAUUAUAAAGAAUGAGAAGAUUUGAAGAAGCAUUAGAGUAUUAUGAUUCCGCUAUUAAAAAAAACCCACGAGAUUCUGACUAUUACAAUAACAAAGGAAUGUUUAUUCAAUAUAAUUUAAUAGCUAAUGCCCUAGUUUAGAUUGAUAGAACUGAAGAAGCCAUAGAACAUUUUGAUUAAGGUAUUUCGAUAAGUCCUGAAGAUUCUUCCCUUUAUUUUCACAAAGGUACAUCGGAUAAAUUUCUUAGCCAAUACAUUAUGUAAAAUGGAUAGAUUUGAAGAAGCCUUGAAAUUUUAUGAUUUAGCCAUUUUUUUAAACCCCUAGGAUUCAGAUUAUUAUAACAACAAAGGUACAAUAAUCAUUUAUUCAAUUCAUAGCCAAUGCUUUAUAGAAAAUAAAUAGAUUUGAAGAAGCUUAGAUAUAAUAUGAUUUAGCCAUUCAGUUAAACCCUUAAGAUGAAAACAAUAAUAUAGUGCAAUUUAUCUUUGAAGAUUCUAGGUACAAUUCUUUUAGUUGAGC